Messenger RNA from Drosophila busckii, 1471 nucleotides. RefSeq names its product zinc finger protein 771. Gene Ontology annotation, molecular function: DNA-binding transcription activator activity, RNA polymerase II-specific; zinc ion binding; RNA polymerase II cis-regulatory region sequence-specific DNA binding. Gene Ontology annotation, biological process: regulation of transcription by RNA polymerase II. The transcript has 4 exons. Lineage: Eukaryota; Metazoa; Arthropoda; Insecta; Diptera; Drosophilidae. Gene Ontology annotation, cellular component: nucleus. The record is from RefSeq and is a predicted model, not a curated record. The coding region runs from base 46 to 1434 and encodes 462 amino acids.
AAGUAAAUUUGUUUUAUAAAUUUUUCCUUUAAAAAUUUAGUUUUGAUGGCUUCAGUAAAUAAAUGUCGUGCUUGCAUAUCGUCCUUGGACGAGUCUAUUAUGAAUUAUGACAUGAAAAAGAUUCCAGUACUUGCGCAAAAGUUUGUGUCAUGUACAGACUUAAUCGUGUCCGAAGAUGAGCCAUUGCCCACUGUACUAUGUCAGGAUUGCUUUGACCAGCUGGAGCAGCUGUACAAAUUUCGAGCCAAAUGCAUUGCGGCGGAUACAAUGUGGCGCAGAGAAAUGUUAGCGUUCUGCGAUGAAGUCGAAUUGGAGUCUAUUGUUGAGCUGGAGAUAGAAGAGGAGCCACAACCAGCUAGCCCAGUUGAAGUGACUGAGCUGGAAUUGCCUGUUGUGUCAGAGGCGGAAAUUGAAGUCAUUGACAUUAAAGCCGAGUCAGACAUGGACGAAGGAGAACCGCCUUCCGACGAUGAUGCAAAUCUAGAUAGUCUUGAAACAAAAUCAGACGAAGACGACGCAGAUGCAGAUGAAACAUGCUCCCAGGAAGAUACAGUUGAAAUGGAAGUUCUGGAACUAAAUGCAGAGCCGGAGGGCGAGCCAGAAUCGAAAUCAGAAGAACCAAAAAUGAAAAUAUAUAAAUGUGAUUUCUGUUCGGUUCAGUUUUUGGAUCUAAAUCGGCUUCAUACACAUCAUCGUCAGCACGGUGUAAUGCCUUUUCCCUGUCCAGAGCCGGACUGCGAUCGUGGCUACAGUCACAAACACUCGCUGAAGUUGCAUAUACGAAAGGCCCACAACAAUGGCAAGGAGCCCAAGCCGCAUGUUUGUGAAUUCUGUGGCAAAAUGUUUGACACUAUGUCCGUCUUAAAGAACCAUCGCUUUACGCACAAAGACAAAUCAGAGUUGCCGCAUCAUUGCGAAGAGGAAAACUGCGACCGUCGUUUUGCAACCAAGCAAUUGCUUAAGGUGCAUAUGAUGCGGCAUGCCGGCAUAAAGAACUAUACCUGCUCCUUUUGCGGCGUGCAGAAGACAACACGCACGGAACUUAAGAUUCAUCUAAACUAUCAUACGCUGGAGAAGUCCUACAGCUGUUCCAUCUGCGGAAAAAUAUUGUACAGCUCCAGCAAUCUUAGCAAGCACAUGCGCAAGGUGCACGAGCAGGGACAGAAGUACGAGUGCAGCUACUGUGGACGCACCUUUACACAGCAUGAUAUACGCGACCAACAUGAACUUAUCCACACUGGCGAGAAGCCGCAUGAAUGUGAGGAAUGUGGAAAGCGUUUCCGACAAAAGUCAGCACUCCGCACGCAUGCCAAAAUCCAUAAACGCAAAGCAGCUGAAAAAGCUGCUGGACCUUCUGAAAAGGUGGUUAAGAAAGAGGUUAUUCUGGAUGUUAAGGAUGAGUUUGAAAAUGAAGAGUAUCUGCAUAUUGAAUGAAAGCUUUCAACUCUAUAGAUUACAAUUUGUAAUAACA